Rhinocladiella mackenziei CBS 650.93 is the source of this 531-nucleotide messenger RNA. RefSeq lists its product as uncharacterized. Gene Ontology annotation, molecular function: transmembrane transporter activity. Bases 1 to 531 code for a protein of 176 amino acids. Gene Ontology annotation, biological process: transmembrane transport. The transcript is spliced from 2 exons. NCBI's taxonomy places the organism in Eukaryota, Fungi, Ascomycota, Eurotiomycetes, Chaetothyriales, Herpotrichiellaceae. The record is from RefSeq and is a predicted model, not a curated record.
AUGGUUACUGAAACAAGCGCCGAACGUCUCGAAGGUACUCAUGCCAUUAAGAAGACCCAGCAAAACGAAUUCCAGGUUGAGGAAGUUGAGAAAUCUGUGGACCUUGUGUACGAAGAUGUCGACGAAGAACCUGAGCUUCACAUGCGAACUUGGAUCGUGUUAGGUUCCAUGUUUUGGCUGGACCUCGUGCAACUUAUCGCACUCCAGGGCCCUCCCGCGAUGCUCGACUAUAUUGGAAACUCUUUUGGCGACACGCAAACUCAGACAUGGAUUCCCAACGCCCUCGCACUCAUCCAAGUAGUACUGCGGCCCAUCAUUUCUGCUGCGUCCGACACUUUUCAGGUUCGAAAGAGUCUGUUGGUAGGCUCUUGCGUUGUGUCCUUUGUUGGUUCGGCGAUCGCCUCUGGAUCCAAUAACAUACACAGGGUCGUCGUGGCUCAAGUCCUGAUUGGCUUUGGAUUCGCGGCCGUGCUUCUUUCCUACUGUGUGCCUAGCGAAAUUGUCCCUGGGAGAUGGAGACCAGGUGAAUAA